Messenger RNA from Eimeria necatrix, 2223 nucleotides. RefSeq lists its product as hypothetical. The transcript is spliced from 20 exons. Gene Ontology annotation, molecular function: protein binding. Bases 1 to 2223 code for a protein of 740 amino acids. NCBI's taxonomy places the organism in Eukaryota, Apicomplexa, Conoidasida, Eucoccidiorida, Eimeriidae. The record is from RefSeq and is a predicted model, not a curated record.
AUGCAUAAAAUAGCUCGCUUUCCCUUUCAGGUCCCGGCCCGUCUACUGCUUCUUUUGGCGGCGGCUCACGGUUCAGCGGAGCCUCCCCCUAAGGCCCAACUUGCACUUACUGCGCACAGGAUUCAACGCGUACUCGAAUACCAUUGGGGUGGCCAUCAUCCAGCAACUUUGGACGUGAUAGUAGUACAAGCUUGGCUGUCUUAUCUUGGACGCGAUUGGCGAGAGUGCAUAUCGGGUUUGCAAGCUGCGUUAUACCUAAGCGCUGCUCUUUCCGUGUCAAUAGAACCCCAGGACCUUACAGCUCUCAAGCAGCUUCUUGCCGUGACCGCAACAGACGAAACAUCCAAAAUCCCAGCUGGAAUACCACAGGCUCCAAUAACUCCCAAAAUGGCCGGGCUUCUCAGGAUGCUGGCUCAUAGCAAGCUCGUUCUUGCAUUUGACCGCCGCAGCUACAUGCGCAAAGAAUUGAUGACAGAGGAACAGAGGGCUUCGAUGGCAAACAGCUCUUGUAUGAUGCUUCAGUGGGCAUUGGAUGCCUAUGAUUUCCACUUUGGAACAAGGCACGUAAUGACUCUGACGGCGGCUCGAGAGUUCUCGAUGUCGCUACUGUUACUCAUUAAAGCCACGAAGAAGGAUGCCGGAGGCACAAUCUUGCAAAGAGGAGUUGACAUUGCAUCCCAAACACUUCAGUGGCAGGUCAAGACUUUGGGGAAGCACCACCUGGAGACACUUACGACAGGUCAACUGCUUGCUGUCUUGUUGGCAAACCAAGGCCGAUAUCGCCGCUGCAUCGCUAUGUACGAGGCCGUGAUUCGCAACGCCUUCACAAGACUAACUCUUAAGCCUUCGCUGCGCCGCUAUAGACCUGACAACGAAUUUUCAAGAGUUUGUUGGUGCCUACCGGAUCCGUACUUUUACGGGAUUUUUGAGACGAUUCGGCCAUUUAACCGAUUUUUUUUGAAAGUCAAAUGUGUUCUGCCCAAUCUGGAAGACGAGCAGGCUUUAGUCUCACUAAACAAGCAGCCAAGCGUCGUCAUGUGUGGAAGUCUGAACGAAAGCACAGGACUGCCCCUUUCUGGUGGUCCUGUCUCGUCUAAGCCAAGCGGGCGUGAAGGUAUAGGAGUUGAGAAGCAAGAUGCUGGUGAUUUACAUACGAAGAAGGAAGUGCCUAGGGAUAACGGCGUGAUCCAACUUGAUCCUGCAGAUCACCCCAUAUUUCCCUCUAUGCAGUCGAAAUCUGCUAGCGACAUGAUUAGCCCGGCUAUACCGGACUUGGUUAGCGAUAUGUUCGUCGUUUAUAUCAAUUUUGCGGUGGAGAAGCAGCUUGUUUCAAGGCUAGUUUCCCUCUUUCUCCUCCUUGAUUACCUUGAAAAACAAAGUUUCAGAGCUGUUUCCUACGACAUCUUCGAAAUCGCGUAUACAAAAUCAGGGGGUGAUGUGACUUCGCAUUCGUUCCUUACUUGGUUGUUAGACCUUUCCGGAACGUCCGAUAAGCAGGUAAUGGAGUACAUUGAACACUACCCCUUCAGAAUUCCCAGAGAGCAGCUCCUCGACCAAGAUAGUGAUAUCAUGUUUCUACUGUGUCAUCCAAGGGAAGACAGCAAAGGAAGCCCACCUUGUGGCUGCAUAAUGGACCGUUAUCUGCGGCACUUAUUAUCGAAAUCUGAGGUGGCUGUAUCGAAUACUUGUCAGCUCAUCCUUUCAGGGAACUCAAAGAAGCUUUUUGAAGUUGCCCAGUCCUACUCAUUUCCGCUCGAGAAGUUGAAAAGGGCCAUAUCGAAGCUGAAAGUGGUCAUGCUGAUGCUAGGAAAGCUAAAGGAAAAGAAGGAUCCAAAAGAAAAACAGGAUGAACCAGACAUCAGUCAAAUGUUCAAGAGGCAGUCAACAGCGCAAGCUGCGGUUAGCAAAAAGCUUCAAGAGAGGGUUACUAUUGGUGGAAGCUUUGUCGAGCAGCUAGCGGAGAACGUUAAGGAAACGUCUAAUCGGACAGAAAUGCGCCGGCGAUAUCGGCAUUUCUUGGCUCACAUGCGCACAACUCUUCGACUGCCCACAAACCUCAGGUGCGAAGAGCUCGAUAUUUUGGCAAACCUCAUGUACUACUACCUUGAUAUUCAUACGUUUCACACAUGGUGGGAAAACCGUCAGAGGAGUGGACCCGACCCUGCAACUCGAAUUCCACGUAAAGUGACAGAGGAAGAUGUGUCGGCAUUCGAGGAAUAUUGA